This is a messenger RNA of Thyridium curvatum, 675 nucleotides long. RefSeq lists its product as uncharacterized. The record is from RefSeq and is a predicted model, not a curated record. The transcript has 4 exons. NCBI's taxonomy places the organism in Eukaryota, Fungi, Ascomycota, Sordariomycetes, Thyridiales, Thyridiaceae. The coding region runs from base 1 to 675 and encodes 224 amino acids.
AUGCAGCCGUACGACGGAGGAGGAGGAGGAGGAGGAGGAGAGGAAGAAGAAAAGGUUUCCAGCAGAAAGGUCGGCCGUGUCUCAGCGCAAAAGGCCGAGCAGAGCCAAAGGAUUCCAGGGAGAACGCGAGGAAAGAUGAGCGCGCACGAGAUCCAACGUCGCUUGGGCGAAAUCUUCAAGCAUCGGGGAAACACCCCAGAGAAGGUGGUCGAGUUCGUGUACAAGCAGUUCAAGGAGGCCUCUGACCUGAUUGAGGUCUCCAUGGCCCUCGAGGAUGGCCACGAGAAGGAAAUGUUGGAGCUUCAGGUCUUUGCCACCCUUGACAUGCUUCAGGACGAGCCGCGCAUCACUCCCCUUGGCAAAGCCGCCAUUCUCACGAAGUUGGUUGGCCUCAGCUUCAGCCCUCGUCGUGUCUGCACCGUCACUCCCGAGUGCGCCAAUGUCUCCCUUUGCCAGCAUGACGAGGAAUUGCUUCAAGUCAAGCAUGACCAAAUCGCCAAGGCUCUCAAACACUUUGAAUCUCCAGAUCACCCGGCGGAUCCAAACCCUAUUUGGCCCACGAGAACUGGAGAGCGUCUGGUGCUACUUUUCCUUGACCUCAUCGAGUACCGUCUGUUUCAACGCACUGGCAAUGCAGAGUAUGAGGUCGACCUGGCCAAGGAGGGUGAGUCGUAA